AUGUCUAUUCCCAUUCGAGCUCUCGGCCACAACGGCCCUAAAGUGCCUGCUGUUGGCCUGGGCCUGAUGAGUAUCGGUGGAAUAUAUGGUCCAGCGGGCACGCUGGAUCAAAAGGUCGCUUUCCUAGAGCAUGCCCAUGCCAACGGACAGUGGUUCUGGGAUACUGCCGAUUUAUAUGCCGAUAGCGAAGAUAUUGUGGGUGAAUGGUUCAAGCGCUCUGGUAAGCGUGACGAUAUCUUCCUGGCAACCAAGUUUGCUAUCCAGCGGGACCCGAAUGGGGGUAUGUCUGUCCGCUCUGAUCCCGAAUAUGUCAAGCAGGCUUGCGCGAAGAGCCUUGAGAAACUUGGUGUUGACACCAUUGACUUGUAUUAUUGCCACCGAGCGGAUGGAGUGACGCCUAUUGAGAAGACUGUCGAAGCCAUGGUUGAAUUGAAGAACCAAGGAAAGAUCAGAUAUCUCGGCCUGUCUGAAGUUUCAGAAGCAACUCUCCGUCGAGCCCACGCUGUCCAUCCUAUUACCGCAUAUCAAGUGGAGUAUAGUGCCUUUGCACUGGACAUCGAGUCACCUAAGGUCAACCUCCUAAAGACAUGCCGCGAGUUGGGUAUCGCGGUUGUGGCCUAUAGCCCCGUGGGACGUGGAAUAUUGACUGGACAGUUUCAGUCUCCUGCUGAUUUCCCUGAGGGUGACUUCCGUCGCAUCAUGCCGAAGUACUCGGAGGAGAACUUCCCUAAGAUCUUGGAGCUGGUAGAAGGGCUGAAGAGUGUGGCCCAUGUACAUGGGAGUACCACUGCACAGGUUGCUAUUGCGUGGCUGCUUGCUCAGGGACCCGAUAUCUUCCCUAUUCCAGGAACCAGGUCCACCGAGAGGGUUGAUGAGAACACUAAGUCCGCUUUGUUGCAACUUACGGGCAAGGAGGUGCAGGAUAUCCGGGACUUGGUAGAGCAGACGGAGAUCGUUGGAACUCGGUACCCUGCUAUGAUGAUGGGUAAUAUCUUUGCUGAUACACCGCUGCUGUAG
Molecule: messenger RNA, 1017 nt
Organism: Penicillium crustosum
Lineage: Eukaryota; Fungi; Ascomycota; Eurotiomycetes; Eurotiales; Aspergillaceae
Exons: 3
Coding region: 1-1017 (338 amino acids)
Cellular component (GO): cytoplasm
Source: RefSeq, a predicted model, not a curated record